AUGGGGGCAGGAGCUCGGCUGCAGGAAGCGCCGGAGGCCCGGCAGUCAGUCUGUCUCUGGUCCGUGGGUAUCCCGGGCGCCUUUCGCUCCGAGUCCGGAGCCGCCGGCAAGUGGGAGGAAAUUGGAGAGUACUCCCCCAGCUACAAGAGGCGCAGGACCGUGGAGGAUUUCAACAAGUUCUGUACCUUUGUCCUAGCGUAUGCUGGCUACAUUCCUUAUCCAAAAGAGGAGCUGCCUUUGCGGAGCAGCCCUAGCCCUGCCAAUAGCACAGCUGGCACCAUUGACAGUGAUGGCUGGGAUGCCACGUUCCCUGAUAGCACGUCUCCCGUGCCCCUGCCUGUUUCGGACCACUGCUUCAGCCACCUGCAACCCACCCUCUUACAGCGAGCCAAGCCUAGCAACUUCCUCCUGGAUAGAAAGAAAACGGACAAGCUGAAGAAGAAGAAGAAGAGGAAGCGGAGGGAGAGUGACGAGCCUGUCAAGGAGGGGUACAUGGGAAGCUUGCUGAAGCUGGAAACCACCGACCCCUAUGGGCCGACUCCCACAAGUCCUGCUCUGCAGGGCAUCCCCCAGGCCAGCAGCGAGCCCAGCUCAGGCUGGGACUCUGACACGCCCUCAAGUGGGUCCUGUGCUACAGUGUCACCCGAUCAGGUUAAAGAAAUAAAGACGGAAGGCAAACGGACUAUCAUCCGGCAGGGAAAGCAGGUGGUGUUCCGGGAUGAGGACAGCACCGGCAACGAUGAAGACAUCAUGGUGGAUUCGGACGACGAUUCCUGGGACCUCGUCACCUGCUUCUGCAUGAAGCCCUUUGCGGGCCGCCCCAUGAUUGAGUGUAACGAGUGCCACACCUGGAUCCACUUGUCCUGUGCAAAAAUCCGGAAGUCCAAUGUUCCUGAAGUGUUUGUCUGCCAAAAGUGCCGGGACUCCAAGUUUGACAUCCGUCGUUCCAACCGUUCCCGGAUGGGUUCCCGGAAGCUGUUUCUGGACUGACUGCUGGUGCGUGGGGAAAACUGGGCUAGAAACUGGAAGGGACCGUGGGGCUCUCUAGCCUUUUUUUAGUUGAGCACAGAACACUCUACUCUGGCGGGGGCAGUCCUUUGCCAUCCAGGUGCCUAAGCAAAGGACAGGUAGUUCAAAGUCUAAACUGUACAUAUAGCCAGGGAACAAAUAAAGUCUUGGUUGGCCAAAGCUGCUGCUAGAGUGGUGGUCUCUGCAGUGGAGGUGGACUGCACACCCAGGCUCGGGGGUUUGGGUCACUGGAACAUGAGGGUAUGUGGUCUUGUGAACGUUUGAUAGCAUUGAUAACAAAUUCCCGCCGAUUGGAACAAGUGCUCGCUGUUCUCCCUGCUCCUGCUCUGGUCGGGGCAGAGGUGUUCUGCUUCCCCAGCCUGUUAACGUGAACAGCCAUAUGUGUAAGUUUUUCUUGAUUAUGAGUCUUUUACCAUAAAUAUCUGUACAGCAACAUUCAAGGCCCUCUUCCUGGUGGCUUGCCCUCGCUAUCUGCCUCAGCCACUGCUGGCUCUCAGCCUCUGGUCUUGCCUGAGGACCCUUGGGGUGGGUGGUGAGUUAGCUAGUGAUUCCCAGGUUUCCUCCUGUUCGUUAGAGGGGGACAGUUACGUGGCCACUUCUCUGUGGAAAGGGGAGGGGUUGGUUGGGGGGUUUGAGGUGAUCUGUGUUCAUAACGCAGUUUCCUGUUUUGCACGAUGUAUAAAAACUGGCUUUUUGCACGAUACAGCCAAAAGUGUUGGCCGAGUUCCUGCUGGGUGCCCUUCCUCUCCAGUCCGUGUCUGGGGUGCUGGCAGGGACCUGGUCAAGUUGUUUUUGAGCGUGGGGAACAGUUAAGUUCUCCCUCAUCUCGUCCCCCGCUCCUCAUUCCAGUGGCAUAAAGGCAAGGCAAUCACUGGGAUUUGUGUGCCCCUCUAGAGAAGGUUGGAGGAGAGCUCCCUUCUGGGGUAGUGGUUCCUGUGCCCUUCAUACAGGCUGGGCCUGCUGGUUUUGUGGGGCAAGGUUAGGACAGGGGGCUUGUUUUUUUGUUAUUUUUUUGACCAGGAUCUUUUUGUUUUUGGCUUGCUUUGGUGAGCAAAUGAUGGGAUGCCAUUGGCCCUCCCUCCCUCCCUCAGGAAUCUUCCAUUGAAUGGCGAAGUUCUUUCAGUUGAACCAGGAUCCUGGCCUGGGGAGACCCCUGUGUGGGCAGUUGUGGGAGACCAGGGAGCUGGCUCCUGGAGCCCCACAGGAGGGCAGUGCACCCAACCCUGGUGCUUCUGGGCUUGGGCAAGAGGGCCUUCAGCUUCCUGUGCCAUCUCAGUUCAAGUACUUGUUUGCAAACUGUUUUUUGUAAAUUGAUGGGUGUGUUUUCAUAGUGUUGUUUAUUGUAAAGGCACAGAGAGGAAGAAGGUUCAUUUUAGUUGUGUUUAUCUGCAGCUGGGCAGGCCUGCAGGCUCCCUGCAGGGUGCUUCCCAUCCCCCAGGCAGGUCUACCAGGAGACUCCUCCAUACUCUCUCAAGUGCCCACGUGGUUGAAACCUAAUGUGGGCUCCUGAGAGCCCAGCUUUUCUCCUAGUUUUUUUGACCCUUGUCCUGUCAUCUUUAAAAAAAAAAAAGUUUGACCAUCCCCACUGGGGAAAGUUCUGUUGUGGAGGAAACUGUUAAAGUUGGUUUAGAGAGAAGCUUCGUUCACUCCAGACAGCUAAGUGAUGAUGGAGAGGAAUUUGCCAAAGAUCUGCCUGGUGACAUGGCCCAUCCAAGGCCUUCACCACAAGAGCAACCAAAGCUCCAAAAUGUUUUGUUUUAAUGCCACAGUUUUAAAGUGCAUUUAAGAGUUAGUGUGAUUUUAGGAUGGAAGUGUGGUCCAUGGUGGUCAUUAAGUGUAUGCGCACAAGGUUCAAUUCCUGGAGGGGCCUCUGGAAGACUUUUGGGUGCUCGUCUCUAGUUACAUUUUUGUUUCCACCGUUUCCUUUUUCAUUUAACAGAUCUGCCCCUUGUGGGAGGUGUCUCGGGAGUCGGACACCUUGAUUUAGAAAAAAUUGUUUUUGGUUAGAUUGAGCUGGGCAGCUGCAAUCAGCUUCUUUAUGCAAAACUGGGACAGCCCAUCUAGGGUCUCCUGGUUGGUGGCGAAUGAGGUGAAGGGAGGAAUUGUAGCCCCAAAUAAAAGUCCCCUCCCAUUGGCUUUGGCCAGAUGAGAUGAGACACUUCCCAUUACUUACAUGGUUCUGUGUAAUUAAGAAAUGUUUAUGUGUAUAAAGCGAAGCUGUUUCUGUGAAACUGUAUAUUUUGUAAAUAAAGAUAUUGCUACUUUGA
Messenger RNA from Echinops telfairi (small Madagascar hedgehog), 3296 nucleotides. RefSeq names its product PHD finger protein 13 (gene PHF13). The record is from RefSeq and is a predicted model, not a curated record. The transcript is spliced from 4 exons. The coding region runs from base 1 to 990 and encodes 329 amino acids. Gene Ontology annotation, biological process: mitotic chromosome condensation. Lineage: Eukaryota; Metazoa; Chordata; Mammalia; Afrosoricida; Tenrecidae. Gene Ontology annotation, molecular function: chromatin binding.